This is a messenger RNA of Pelobates fuscus (common spadefoot toad), 899 nucleotides long. RefSeq names its product heparin binding EGF like growth factor (gene HBEGF). Gene Ontology annotation, molecular function: epidermal growth factor receptor binding; growth factor activity. Gene Ontology annotation, biological process: epidermal growth factor receptor signaling pathway; positive regulation of cell population proliferation. The record is from RefSeq and is a predicted model, not a curated record. The transcript has 6 exons. Lineage: Eukaryota; Metazoa; Chordata; Amphibia; Anura; Pelobatidae. Bases 110 to 778 code for a protein of 222 amino acids.
UGCAUGCUGCUGGAUUAUUUCUUCUCAACUGCAUGGCUCGAACCUUCGCUGCUCUGAACGGAUUUGUACUAGCUGUAUUGGUGUUUCCUGCAAUUCUCUGUUUUCUUGGAUGAUCAUGAAUAUGGUAAAGCUUUUCAUUCUAACUUUUAUUGAAGUUUCCUACAUAUUUGUGCAUGGAGCAGUAAUUGAAGCUAAUCAAAAUAUUUUCAACAAAGGCACACGUGAUUUUGCUGUUGUUGGUGAAAGUUUACUAUAUAAUGAAAAAGAAGUAUUUUCUACUGGGAAUCACAUUCUUGCAUUUCCAAGAAUGAGGACCUCACAAAGCAUCCUUGGUGGGAUUUAUACCACCUACGCUGAUUAUACUGAGCGUGUUAUCUGCUCAGGUAAAUGUUUAUCUUCAUCAAAGUCGCCAAUUAUGACAAGGCGAAACAAAGGGCAAAACAAAAAAAAGAAAGGAAAAGGAAGAAAAAUAGAUCCAUGUCAGAGGAAAUACAAGGAAUUUUGCAUUCAUGGAGAAUGUCGAUAUCUCAAGGCACUAAAGACACCAUCCUGUGUAUGCCAAUCAGGAUAUCAUGGAGAAAGAUGCCAUGCGCUUACACUUCCACUGGAGAAACCUUCACACUCUUAUGAUCACACAACUGUAUUGGCUAUUGUAGCAGUUAUCUUAUCAUCUUUUUGUUUAGUGACCAUAUCAUGCUUACUAGCAUUGAGAUACCACAAAAGAGGUGCUUAUAAUGUGGAAAAUGAAGAGAAAUUUAAGUUGGGAGUUGGUGUGUAAACAAUUCUGUCUACACUUUUUAAGCAGUUCUGAAAGUUCACAUUUGGAUUCAACACCUUAUAGACUUCUGACAUAUGAAUUGUUUUAUUUUCCAUAGUGCUGUAUUGUAUGCCAAGCAAAG